AUGCCGCAAUUUGGUGUACUUAUGUGGUUUUAUGUCCCAUUGGCCUCGCAUUUUUUGCCUGAUGCCGAGCGAGAUCCGUCAUUGAAGGCAUUCACAACCUUCAUUAUUGGGACGUUUUCGGGUUUCAUGAUGCGCCUCAUCUGUAAUCCUGUCAAUCGCGUGCGAGAUGAGUAUCUCUGUACAGGUGAUUUCGUUUCUAACAACAUGCAGGAUCUUCAAAAGCAGGACGGUGCCUUAAGUUUUUUUUUUUUUUUUUUACACUACGUCCCCGCUGCUCUCCAAUGCCGUUUAUUUUGGGACGCUUAUGACCGUUUUUGA
Messenger RNA from Trypanosoma rangeli, 318 nucleotides. RefSeq lists its product as uncharacterized. Lineage: Eukaryota; Euglenozoa; Kinetoplastea; Trypanosomatida; Trypanosomatidae. The transcript has a single exon. Bases 1 to 318 code for a protein of 105 amino acids. The record is from RefSeq and is a predicted model, not a curated record.